Planococcus citri (citrus mealybug) is the source of this 2362-nucleotide messenger RNA. RefSeq lists its product as uncharacterized. The transcript has 16 exons. Gene Ontology annotation, biological process: regulation of DNA-templated transcription; DNA alkylation repair. The record is from RefSeq and is a predicted model, not a curated record. The coding region runs from base 149 to 2287 and encodes 712 amino acids. NCBI's taxonomy places the organism in Eukaryota, Metazoa, Arthropoda, Insecta, Hemiptera, Pseudococcidae. Gene Ontology annotation, cellular component: nucleus. Gene Ontology annotation, molecular function: RNA binding.
GUGGCAACAGUGAUAACGCAGCUGUUUCACUGAUAAAAAUUUUUUCUGCACACGAACUUCACAUGUAAUUUCGCGAGUUGAGUUUUAUUUAAAGUAAUUUUAGUUUUAUUGCUUGGUAAUUCGAUCGGUUCAUUUAAUAGGCUUAAAAAUGGCCCAUUCGCCAGACGAUAUCAAGACCAACGAUGAUUGCAUUGCUAAAAAAACUGCAGACGAAACGCCAAAUAUCGAAUUUGAACGCCUUAACAUUACGGGUAGAAUGAAUCGCGGCGAUGAAACCACCCUGGACCAUGAAGAAAAAUAUGCCGGUAUCAAAUGUUUGGAUAAUGGAAGAUAUCAGCUUUCAUUUCAUGUUCCUAGCAUUUUCCUGGGAAUUAUUAUUGGUAAAAGAGGAGCAACUAAGCAGCGUAUUGAAUCCGAUACGAGGACUUCAAUUUUCAUUCCCAGACACGAUGAAACCGGAGAUAUUGAAAUAAGGAGUAAAAACAAAGACGAAAUUUUGAUUGCUCAUCAGCUAAUCAAAGAACUUGUGGCUAGAGCUCGUUCGAAACAUCCUUACAAUCGGUUCAUUUCUAUAUCGAUGGUGAAUUCUGAAAUUCUAGAAAACUAUCGACUGUUCAAAGAAGGAGUAUUAAACACUUGUAAAGAUUGUUCUGGAAUAAGUGAAGAUCUGUUCCAAAAUCCAGCCAAAUUUCAUUUAACUGCUAAUGUAAUGAUGUUGGCAGACGACGUUGAAAAUAAUUUAGCUAUUGAUAGAUUAAUUUCCAGCAAAGAGGAUAUAUUGAAUCCGCUUUUUGGAGGGCGUUCCCUGACAGUACGAGUUCGUGGAAUUGAAAUUAUGAAUGAUGAUCCAAGUAAAGCAAAAGUCCUUUUCGCCAAAAUAGAGGAUUCAACUGGUUUGCUUCAACAGUUGAUGGAUAAUUACGUAGAUUAUUUCGUUAAAGCAGGUUUAAUGAAGAAACAAAGAGAACACGUCACAUUGCAUAUGACACUAUUGAAUUCGUCUUUUAUCAUGGAGAAAUUAUACGGAGAUACGAUUCCGAAAACGGUAAAAUGGCAUACUUUUGAUGCCAGUAAAAUUUUAGAGAUUUAUAAGGAUUACGAUUUUGGCACUGUAGAGAUCAACGAAGUACAAUUAGCGUGUAGUCAUACCGAGACUGAAAAAGGCUAUUACGAAACCAUCUUAAAUACUCUCAGAAUGGAUGUAAUUGAUCCUCACAUCGAAGUGAUAGACGGAAUACCAUACAGAGUGAAUCACAGCGAUGACUAUAACGUACUCAAAAAUGCCGAGACUACACCAUAUAUUGAAUUCGAUGAGGAAAAAGAAGUAGAAUGUGGCGGAGAUCUCGUCGACGCGGACGAAUAUGGCGUAGAGGUUGAACUUUUAGAUGAUGGAUAUUAUCUGAUUCAGUUACACGUUCCCAAAGAAUUUCACUCCAUCAUUAUCGGUCUCAAAGGAGGAACCAGACAACGUUUAGAAUUAGAAACUAAAACUUGUAUAGACGUCCCCAAGAAACAUGAAAAAGGAAAAGUUGAAAUCAAAGGUAAAUCACGAGUAGGAGUGUUAGCUGCCUAUCGAAGAAUCAAGAUUCUGCUGACUACUGCACGAGCUAAGAUACCUCAUACUCACUUCCUUUCUAUACCAAUGAUGAAUGCUGAAAUUGUGAAAAAUUUUCAACGUUUUAAAGAAGAAGUAUUGGAUACUUGUGGAAAAUGUGCUGGUAUUUGUGAAGACCUGUUUCAAAAUCCGGGCAAAUUGCAUUUAACUCUUGGAAUGAUACUGUUAACUGAUGACAAAGAAAGAGAUAUAGCAGUUAACACUAUGAUCUCGAGCAAAGAAGACAUAAUAAAGCCCCUUUUUGGGGGGCGUGCUUUACAAGUACGAGUCCGCGGACUCCAGCUGAUGAACGACGAUCCAAGUGAGGUUAAGGUGCUUUAUGCAAAAGUAGAAGAUCCCUCUGACGAAGGAUUACUUCAAGAAUUAGCUGAUAAGAUGGUUGAUUAUUUUGUGGAUGCCGGCUUAAUUGAGACAGAUAGAACUAGUGUCAAGUUACAUAUGACAGUAAUGAAUUCAGUUUUUCUGGUGAAAAAAGUACACGGUGAAGAAUAUGCGUAUGCAGGAUCGAAAAAAGUAAAAAAGUGGCAUUUCUUUGAUGCUAGUAAAAUUAUGGAGUUAUACAAAGAUUACGAUUUCGGUGUCAUGGUAAUAGAUUCUAUACACCUGUCUCAAAGACAUACCAGGACUGAAAAUGGUUACUACAUUGCUACUUGUAAGCUAAUGGUGUAUUAAUUAUGUUACGUAGUACCCGAACGUUUUUCUGUGAUCUGUUUUCUUUAUUAUACUUAUUAUAUUUUUUUUAUCAUA